Molecule: messenger RNA, 174 nt
Organism: Molossus molossus (Pallas's mastiff bat)
Lineage: Eukaryota; Metazoa; Chordata; Mammalia; Chiroptera; Molossidae
Gene: SMIM31
Product: small integral membrane protein 31
Exons: 2
Coding region: 1-174 (57 amino acids)
Source: RefSeq, a predicted model, not a curated record
AUGGAGCUCCCUUUCACCAACCUGGAAAUGGCAUUCAUUUUAUUGGCCUUUGUGAUCUUUUCCUUGUUUACUGCGGCUUCCAUCUACACUGACCCGGACGAAAGGAAUGAAGAAGAAAAAGAAAAAGAAAGAAAAAAGAAAGAAGAAAGAAAGAAAGAGAGAAAGAAAAACUAA